UAAAUACAAACACCCAACAUACACAUAAUGGCAACUCAAAGCUCUCAUAUUCCUAUGAUCAUAUUCUUUGUCAUUGCAUUAUUUUGCUUCAUUAGCAAUUCUAAUGCUCGCUUAUUAUCGGAGAAAUUAACAUGGAAACGACUAAUAAUUGUCGAUCAGUCAGGCAAAGGCAAUUAUAUGAAGAUACAAGAUGCAAUUGAUGCAGUUCCUUCAAACAAUGUAGACUCCACUCUUAUCCUAGUAAAACCUGGAAUUUACAAGGAAAAACUUAUUGUACCUGAAGAUAAACCUUUUAUAAUGCUUAGUGGACGAAAUGCGUUAAAUACUACAAUUACAUGGGAUGAUAGUGGAGAUAUUUUCACAUCUCCUACUCUCUCUGUCUUUGCAUCUGAUUUUGUGGCUCGAUACCUUACUAUUCAGAAUACAUAUGGGCCGGGUGCAAAAGCAGUUGCUUUGAGGGUUACGAGCGAAAGAGCAGACUUUUUUGCAUGCAGAAUUAUAUCAUAUCAAGAUACACUUUUAGAUGAGCGAGGAAGUCAUUUUUAUAGCAAUUGUUAUAUUGAAGGAGGAACUGAUUUCAUUUGUGGCAAUGGAGCCUCUCUUUUCCGGAAAUGUCGUAUACAUUCUGUUUCUGAUCAAAAUGGAGCUAUAACGGCACAAAGAAGGAUGAAAUUGGAAGAAGACACUGGAUUUUAUUUCGUAGAUUGUAAGGUUACGGGAAUCAAAAGUUGCACAUUAGGAAGACCAUGGGGACCACAUUCUCGAGUUGUAUUUAUACGUAGUUACUUGUCUAAUGUGGUAAACCCUCAUGGUUGGGAUGAUUGGGGCAAACCCUCUACACAUAGUUCUGUGUACUACGGUGAAUACAAAUGCUACGGUCCUGGAGCCAACAGAUCGAACAGAGUUCAGUGGUCGCAAAGCCUCAGUAAUGAAGAAGCCACUACUUUAAUUACUAAGACCACGAUUAGUUCCAAAAUACGGAUCAAACAUUAAUUAACAAUAAGAAUUACUUAUCUAAAUUCUGAUGUACGUUCAUAUAUGUUUUUAGAAUGAUUAUUGUACUGUACAUACUACAUACUAGUAUAAUUCUUUGUUGAUAGACCAUUUUUUAUUGAAUUAGUUAAAUUUUAUAUUCAUU
Messenger RNA from Beta vulgaris subsp. vulgaris (sugar beet), 1138 nucleotides. RefSeq names its product putative pectinesterase 11. Gene Ontology annotation, biological process: cell wall modification. The transcript is spliced from 4 exons. Bases 28 to 993 code for a protein of 321 amino acids. Gene Ontology annotation, molecular function: pectinesterase activity. The record is from RefSeq and is a predicted model, not a curated record. Lineage: Eukaryota; Viridiplantae; Streptophyta; Magnoliopsida; Caryophyllales; Amaranthaceae.